CAUGCUGGGUAGGGCACUUUCAAGUCGGCCAUAUUGGCUUCAUCGUCCUGGCUGAAGGAGAGAGAGACGGGAGAUGAAGGGGAUCCGGGGUAUCAGUCAGUUAUCGAGACGCUUCUAUGCGGCUGCCAGAACAAGCCAGUCCCUUGCCCAGCCCCUGGCUGGCGUCAAGCUCUCUCCGGGGGCUGCCCACUCCUCCCAGGAUGUCCAUGUGACCAAACUGCCCAGUGGACUGGUGAUUGCCUCUCUGGAGAACUAUUCCCCAGCCUCCAAGAUCGGAGUGUUCAUCAAGGCUGGCUGUCGUUAUGAGACCCCUGACAACCAGGGGGUCACCCACCUCCUCCGACUGGCCUCCAGCCUGACAACCAAAGGAGCUUCAUCUUUCAAGAUAUGCCGUGGUGUUGAGGCAGUAGGAGGCAGCCUGAGUGUGACUUCAUCCAGAGAGAACAUGGUCUACACCGUCGACUGCUUGAGAGAUGACAUUGACACAGUGAUGGAGUAUUUGAUCAACGUGACAACAGCCCCGGAGUUUCGGCCAUGGGAGGUGACAGAACUUACACCCAGAGUGAAGCUUGACAAGGCCCAGGCUGCACAGAGUGCUGAGAUAGGUGUGAUUGAAGGUCUGCAUGAUAUGGCCUACAAGAACGCACUGUGCAACUCCCUGUACUGUCCAGAUCAUAUGGUUGGCAACAUCCAUGCUGACCAUCUGCACCAGUAUGUCCAGAAUAAUUUCACAAGUGCAAGAAUGGCUCUUGUUGGACUUGGUGUUGAUCAUGCUGUGCUGAAGCAAGUUGGAGAGCAAUUUCUCAACAUCCGCAGUGGAGUGGGCACCACAGGGGCCAAAGCUCAGUUUCGUGGAGGUGAGGUUCGGCAGACCAACAACAACAGUCUGGUCCACUCAGCGGUGGUGAGCCAGUCAGCAGCAGCGGGUACCGGCGAGGCUCUGGCCUUCAGUGUGCUGCAGCAUUUACUGGGAGCUGGUCCACAUGUAAAGCGGGGAUCCAACACCAGCAGCAAACUGGGGCAUGGUGUUGCCAAGGCAACUACUGACCCCUUCGAUGUCAGUGCUUUCAAUGCAAGCUACUCUGACUCUGGUAUGUUUGGAAUCUACACCAUUUCCCAGGCUGCAGCUGCUGGUGAUGUGAUUAAGGCUGCUGUUGGCCAGGUGAAGGCUGUUGCUGAUGGUGGAGUCACAGCUGCUGACCUCACUCGGGCAAAGGCCCAGCUGAAGGCUGAUUUCCUGAUGUCUCUGGAGACUUCAGAGGGUUUGCUGGAGGCCAUGGGCACUCAGGCCCUGGCUAACGGAUCCUACCGCACCUCUGCAGAAAUCUCUAAAGACAUUGACAACGUCUCCUUAACCGACGUCGCCAACGCUGCCAAGAAAUUCGUGUCUGGCAAGAAGGCCAUGGCAUCCAACGGCAACCUCAUGAAAACACCCUUCGUGGAUGAGAUCUAAAGCCCUCCCUAUAAUCUCCUACUGUACCUAACUCUUGACGGCAAAGCAGAAUUUGUUUCCUCCACAUUUUGACAAAAAGAGAAAGCGAGCAAAGUUCAUCAUCAACAUCAUCACCUUUUUGCAAAUGCUGUUGUUGUGAGAGAUAUCGUGUCAUAACACCACAGGGUACUUAUAGGUGUUGUAACAGUACAGUUUCAGGUGAUGCUACUCUGACGCGUCACAAUGUCACGCUCCACUCAUUUGUCCACAUUUACUGUAUAGCUGAUGUAAAAUAAUGAAUAAAUUCUAUCUACCAACGUGA
Thunnus maccoyii (southern bluefin tuna) is the source of this 1754-nucleotide messenger RNA. RefSeq names its product cytochrome b-c1 complex subunit 2, mitochondrial (gene uqcrc2b). The record is from RefSeq and is a predicted model, not a curated record. Bases 74 to 1453 code for a protein of 459 amino acids. The transcript has 14 exons. Gene Ontology annotation, cellular component: mitochondrion. Gene Ontology annotation, molecular function: metal ion binding; metalloendopeptidase activity. NCBI's taxonomy places the organism in Eukaryota, Metazoa, Chordata, Actinopteri, Scombriformes, Scombridae. Gene Ontology annotation, biological process: proteolysis.